GGAAGUCCGUGUCCGAGAACGACAUACGGUUGGUGCUCCCGAUCCGCGCUCCGUUCGCCACUCGAAGUGCACCCGUGUGAGUGUGAAUUGUUUUGCGGAAAACGCCCGUGUUUUGGCCGCAUUUUGUGUUCGAAAACUGUGUUCCGGUCAACUGUAAGCGGUUUGUGUAGUUUUUCUUUUGCAAAAAACGACCGCAAACCUGGUUUCAAAGUUGGCAACUGAGGAGCCUUUUUCCGAAGGACCUUCGACAUUUACACAAAGGGAGCACAAAAGGGCAAAGCAGGCGGCGUCGUUUUUCUGCAGGUUCACCCGACAUUCACGCUUCAUUUUAGCAAAGCCAAACAUCGGCAACACCGAACCCUUUGGUCGGUAUCGAGAAUCAGUUCACUAGCGAACGUACCGACGUGCAGAAGUGCCACAGAGAACCGCGCGAUUCGCACGUUCAGGAAUGUAGCCAGUUCGGUUCUUCGCAAAAGAGCACCAUAAGCUGGCACAACAUAUUAGAAACAAUCUAAGGCAGUAGAUUAAAUCAGUUCUUCUCCUAAGUUAAGUUGCACAGCCACGGGACACGGGUCAAGCUAGUGACAAACUUUUCGAAUCUGCGAGUACCUUUUGCGCAAUCAUGGUUCAACCAUUUACCAACAACCUCGAGGCCGAUGGAGGAGGUGCCCGACCUAUAACUGCUCCGUUGCCGACGGCUCCUCCUAUGGAUUCACCAGCAAACGAUGACCAGUACGUGGACUUCCUGGUCCUGGGCAAUAAGGCCAACUUUCAAGUGCGUGCAGAACGGAAAGCGAUCCUUGACUCCAACACCGGUCUGGCACAUAUGCUAUCCAGUGGCGGUGGCGGUGGUGACAGCAAGUGUGUGGUGCGCGAUGUUAAUCGGGAUAACUUCGAGACAUUUGUACGUUACCUCGAGACCAAGUUUAUCAAAUUCAACUCGACAACACACACACUCGAGAUGCUUGAACUAGCAACACGUUUCCAGUGCCGCCAGCUGGAGAUUCACUGCGCGAAGGAUCUGGAUCUCAAUCUGCGCGUUAACCACGUGCUGGAAGUGUAUCGAGCGCUUUGGUUUUACUACUCCAUUGCUGCACCAAAAGCCCCGUCCAAGGAGGGGAAAAGACGCUCCCGGUGUCCCCGGGCAAGCAAAUCGAACACGGUCAGUGGACCACUGACACCGGAGGAAUAUUUUGCCGCACUGCUGAACAACUGUUUGCAGCUGAUCGACAUGCAUGCCGAGGAAGUAUUCUCUCAGGAGGCCAUGUUCACGUUGCGCUUCCCGGAACUGGAGAUGAUCGUAAAACGGGACGCACUGCAGCUGUCCUCUGAAACGGUACUGCUUGAUGUACUGGCACGUUGGAGCCUCGAAGACUGCAAGCGCAAACACAUCGAUCCCACGGCUGAGAACCGUCGACGUGCACUCGGGGCGCUCUGCUAUGCACCUCGAUAUCUCACCAUGUCACGGCGUGAAUUUGAUGCCGCCCGGGAACGCAUCGAACUGCUCGACCCAGCCGAAUCGCAACUCGUCGGUGACAUACUGACCGGCGGCAUGCGACGAUCCGCAGCUAAUCUUACGCCGGAACAGGAAACACUUGUCGCCCGGUUCCGAGCACCUCGGCCCGACUUUCCGCUGCUGCCGGUACAGCUCAGUGCCCGCAGCCAUCCGCGCAACUACCCGAAAAAAAUGCGCAAGGCUGCUGCCGAUGCCGAACGGGAACGGGACGGUCCAAAGAAGGGUUGCUGUAAUCGUCUGCUGCUAAACUGCUGUUCCGUGUUUGCAUGCAUUUUCGACUAGCGGUGCUGCCUGUAGGGACUGCCGAGUACAAAGUGAUGAUGAUCUCCCUUUCUUCAUGAGUAUACAAGGGGGCGAGGGGGUUUUAUUAAAAGUAAAACAGGAGAGUCCAUGAAUCUCUUUUCGUUAGCCGCUGUGCGUGCAAAUUUCAUAGACAGCAGGAGACUACGAUCACCAACGACCCACCGAAAAAAGGUAUCUCACAUCUCAAGGAACCACAGCCCUACAGCGGCAUAAAACGCGACACCCUUAAAUGGGGGACAGUCCGCCAUAUCGUAAGAAAUCUCUACCACGAGCUGAAAGACAGCAAGGAGAGCAAACGGACGACAGCUGCCUUUGCUUAGUUACGACAUGACACGCUUUGAUCAUAGCAACUGUAUUAUUAUUCUGUUUUUGUUAACGUUUUUCUUCACCACUGUUUUUUCCACUCCUAUUGUUGUACUCGAUGUGUAUCGUCCAGCUACAUAGUUCCAUAUAUUUGUUUUUAAUUCGUUGGUAAAGUCGAUACUAGCGUUAGAAAAAAUAUUAGUCCUUAUAAUGAUAUCAUCACGAGGGUUAUGGUUUAGAUGAGUUCUAAGCUGCCCACAAUUGAUCGACGGUGUGCCCUUACGUGACUACUAUUCCUGUUGAAUGUAGUAUAAAUUGCGUAUGAGAGAGACAGUUUGAAGAUGUUAUGUGUUUUAAAUUUAAACCAAUUCGUUAUCGUGAAACGACAUCCGUAGAAGAAGUGUGUAUUAGAGAGAUUGCUAAAGGAGAAGUUCAAGCAUAGUGAAUCGGGAAUUGCUUCAGAGUAUCAGUACAACGUAAAUUCUACAACAGCACAUACACACACAUUUGUUUACAGUUAUCGUCGGUAUUCUAUCCCCGCCAUAUAAUGCUUCUUAGUGCGCUUCUCUCAAUAAGCAUUGUGUUAUCCAAACAUUUAUAAAAAUACCGGUUAUACAACAUCGUUCGAUUAUAAUGUCGUUCCGGCAGUGUAUACUAGAGAAUAUAUAAGUCUUUAUGCUUGCAUGUUAUAUAUUCUAUCGUUAGACAAAUGAUUACACCGUGAGAGCAUAGGUACCACCAAUCACUAUAUUAGAACCGCAAGAGAGAUGAUCAUCUUGCUCUUAGAUCCAUUCGUUAGGUGAUCAUGAAACAGUGAGAUGUUCUACUGCUCGUGCACUAUCAGUUUGCUUUUAACAAAUCAUAGUCAUAUAUUAUUCCGUUCUCGAGCUUUUUAAGAAACCCAUCGGUUCUGAAAGCGUGUGUUAUUAUAUGCUAUGCAAUCAUGCAGAUUUUAAUCAUUAGUUUUGUAAAGCAAAGGCAUGUUAUUAUUCAAUGGACAGGAACAAAAUAAAUACAAAUAGACAGGGAGACAAAACUGAAACAAAACUGCGUGAAAAUCACGCAGCUUUUAUGUGAAAACCUGUGAAGAAUUGGUGUGUAGAACAAACCAACAAAAGUGUAGCUGAAAGUGAACGUAAUUUGUGAUUUGAAAAACAAAAAAAAACAAAAAGAAAAAUUUAUAAAACGGAAGCAGAACGUCAAUGGAAUAGAAUGGAAAUUUUAACAUAAUCGUUUAUAAUUGAAUUUUACGAUUUAAAACAAACUGUUUAUCGUCCCGUUUUGGUAACUUUAUUUUUGUUGAACUAUCUAUCCUAUUGUUUAGAUUCAGCUAAUCCACAGGCUUACCUAGCGUGUAAACACAGCAAAGCUAGCUCGAAACUAUGAGACCAUUUUGGCAAAACAAUGUGGAAGGGAAGGAAUGAUCGUACUUUUUCCUUGUGAUCGAUAGAAUCUUUUUCCUUUUUUCGGAUAAAAUAAAAUAGUUUUUUUUAAACUGA
Anopheles moucheti is the source of this 3621-nucleotide messenger RNA. It is a transcript of the gene axed, whose product is annotated as BTB/POZ domain-containing protein 6-B. Lineage: Eukaryota; Metazoa; Arthropoda; Insecta; Diptera; Culicidae. The coding region runs from base 623 to 1798 and encodes 391 amino acids. The record is from RefSeq and is a predicted model, not a curated record. Gene Ontology annotation, biological process: neurogenesis. Gene Ontology annotation, cellular component: cytosol. The transcript is spliced from 3 exons.